Messenger RNA from Mya arenaria, 8346 nucleotides. RefSeq lists its product as uncharacterized. The record is from RefSeq and is a predicted model, not a curated record. Bases 138 to 4001 code for a protein of 1287 amino acids. Gene Ontology annotation, molecular function: protein binding. The transcript is spliced from 19 exons. Lineage: Eukaryota; Metazoa; Mollusca; Bivalvia; Myida; Myidae.
CACGUGAUAUUUACAAUUUGGCAAUUUACAUGAAUGAUGGAAACUUUGAAAUAUGUCUGCAGUGGACAGAGAUGAUAAAGGGCUUGUCUUGCAUCUGAGGUUUGAAGUGUGGUCAACUAAUCCAGCCUCCAAGCAAAAUGGCUCUCAGAACUAAACUCCUUACCUGGCUGGCACUGACUGUCCUCACAGCUGUUUCUCCACAAUUCAUUAUGACUCCUCUGAAGGAUCAGUAUUUGCUGACAGGGUCUGACCUUGAGUUGAAUUGCUCCGUUAAGGGUCAAGGUCACUAUGAUACAUUGACCUCUAAAGGUCCUAGUGAAAAUGAUAUGGCCUCAGAAAGAGUGGCCAUAAGCAGUGUGUCAACAGGAUCACCACAGAACCAUGACAGCACGCCUGUUUAUUACAGUUACAAUGUUAAUGAGAUCAGUAUGAGAAGAAAUCAAACAACAAUAAUGAAUGGAGAAUUUCAUCGCUACGAUUAUGAAAUGACCUUGUCCCUGCACAUUUACAAUGUCUCUGCGUCUGACAGUGGGAUGUACACGUGCCACUAUGAGAAUUCCGAUGGUAUCAGUGGAUUGAAAAGAGUCAUUGUUGCAGAUGCCCCCCAUGCCCCGGAGAACCUGACGUGCCUAUCACACAACAUGGCUGACAUGAGCUGUUGGUUUACAGUGCCUAGCCCUGACCCCAGACUGCCCACAAACUGGACCAUGCAGUAUGAAUUUAACAGCUGCGCGUUUCAGGGAGGGAAAAGUGAAGUCUGCUCCCAACCCCUGGUUCCCGGUCUACCCAUCUCCUGUAAUUUGUCAGAAGACAUGUUUCAUUCCAAAUGUUGGUAUAGGAUCUUGGUGAAGGGAGCUAAUGAAAGAUUUGGAUUUUUUGUGAACGUUACCUUUGAUGUUCAUCCAAACCCUGCUAUUGUCAAACCAAGUCCAGUACAAGAGUUGAGGUAUGUGUUCACAGACAACAACACAACAUUGGUCCUAAGUUGGAAGUUUCCAAUGUCACUUACUCUGGGCCUCAUUAAGGCAGUAGAAUACAGCAUUUGUCUGACCCCCCAGGAAUUCCAUGAUGAUAAGUGUCAGAUAUACAGACCAGAUUUUCCUGAAGAUAUUGUAGAGCAGUAUUUAGUGAACACUCCAGAUGACUACACCUUCAUUGAUAUCAUCCCUCACUACUACUACAACGCAUCUGUCCGUAUGCGUUCAGUGUCUGCGACCUCUGACCUGUACUGGAGUGACCCAGUUUGGCUUGCAUUUAUGUCCCCUGAUUCAGAGCCUGCCUUGGCUCCCAUAGUGACUGGAGCAUCGUACCAGCGCUACAACUUCAGUUCUUCGGCCCAAACUUACAGCCUCAUCAUCUACUGGAAGAAUCCGCCAAAUGAAACAUGGGGUGGGAAUAUAACCGGUUAUAAGGUAGUUGUCAUGGCAAUCAGUGACUCAUUAGUUACCAGUCAUCCUCGGCAACUAGGGCGCAUGGUGCAAGAAGAAGUGAACAUAGUGUACACAGAAACAUUCGAGGGCUUGAGAUCACAUGCAGAGCUCAACACCCAUCUUAAUACCACACAGGCCUACAGGGUACAUGUGAUAAUGACCAACACAAUGGGAGACUCGCCCGUGUCAGACAGUGUUAACGUAUCUUCAAUGGUAGAAGGACAUGGACCUGUUGCCUCCUGGGUGUCAGUCCAGCUGGGUGGUGACAGUACAGUGGUCAGCUGGUCUACAGGACAAGAAAACUGUCAUGACCUUGCAAACGUCACUUACUACUGGUGCGAAGUCAGUGAACCCAUCUCGGAUUAUACACUCAUCAAAUGUCUGAAUCUGGACUGGUAUACAGUCUCUGCUAAUGGAGAAUGUAAUGGUUCAAUGGUACUGAACAGUACUGGUGACCAGUCUGGAGUGCGUUAUGCUGUGAGCUUGACCACAAGCUCAGAAAGGAAUGGAGGAAUUGUGUGGGAUCUGUACAGAUUCUCCAGCUUCGAUAAAGAGCCCGGUCCCCCAAUAUACAAGUUGUCCCGGGAAAAUGAGACUGUUACCGUGGAGAUGACAAUUUUGCUGGUGCCCAUUAUAAACCAGGGGGGACAACCCUUAAAGUACCAGAUAGUGUAUGCUCCAGUUAAAUCCCAGGAUGACAAUAGAUGCCCUACAGGUGGAGAAUCCUUGACGGUCCCAGCUAACCUGUCCAGUAAUGAGUACAGAAUCACGGGUGUACAAUCUGGGGUGCAGUACAGUGUGUGUGCCAGGGGAGUUAACAAUGCUGGCAACGGAGCGUACGGGGAUUCUGAUGUCACCCAGAAAAUCUUCCAGAAUGUGGCGGAACUCGGCAGUUCUGAAGUACCGCUGAUAGUUGGGUUGGUGGUACCUGGUGUCAUCAUCGCUGCAAUUGUAUUCAUUGUCUUGUGGGUAAAGAUGAGGCCUCGCUGUAAAACAUACUACUUGGCAAAGACAGAAAUUGCUGAUAUAGAGGCUUUUAUCGUAGAUGGAGAAGAACUAACAAAGAAAACAAUUGAAGAUAAAGACAGUGGAACUGGAACAGGCAGUGACCAUAGCAGUAUGGAUGAGGCCAAGAAUGGCUUAGAGUUAUCAUCACUAGACCCUACCCCGUCUCAGGACACGAAAAUGUCUGCCUACUACAAAGUGUUACCAGGCAGUGAUGGCUUCCAGAUCUGCAGCGACAGCAGCCUUGAGUCAUUUACUGACUCAGGCCGAGGACAGACCAAUAGUUUACCUGCAACUGGUUGUCCAGAGCCUAGGAGCAGUGGCACUGCCACUGGAAAUGAUGACCGCGAUAUGGCUACCAGAGGCGGUAGCAUGAAGAAUGGAGCUGUCUGCUCACUGGUUGAAAACUGUGAUGACUCAAUGAACAGUUCCACUGAAGGGCUUGUAGUGCAGGAAGGGAAUGAGAAGCCUGUUGAGGGUUUUGUUAACAAGGUUGCUGAAUUCAAUAUGAGCUUUAAAGAAAAAGAGGAAAAGUUACACAAAAUUGAGAUUUUGAAAAAUCUUCCUGAUGACCCCUCUGUACCAACAUGUCUGGGAAAUGAUGGUGGAGUCACUGCUGGUGUGCAUCCACAUAUUGCACAGAAAUCAUUUAAUAGCACUCAAGAUACAAACUUCGAUUUCAAGCUAGAUUUCUGUGUUGAUGGCCCAAAUGUAAAUCCUCCUGUGCUUUGUCAAAAUUCGAUCAAACCUCAGAGCUUAGUGCCUUUAGACAAUAUUGAACACUCUAAACAACCAGCAGCUGACACAGACGAUCAUGAGCAAGAUGUUAGUCAGUCAACAGAAAACAGCAAGACAAUGCCAGUAAAUUCAGGAACAUGUUCUGAAAAUUCUACUUCUUUAAGGGAAAAUUCAGAAACUGAGUUACAGGACUCUGCAACUGAUGAAAAAUGGCUUGAUGAUGAUCAGAUUGAAUACAGUUUUAAUAUUGAAGGCAAUUACAAGACAAUUGAUAAUUUGCCUAUUGAUAGUUUGUCUUUCAGUGAUAUUUCAGAUACGUGCCCUGAAAGUGACAGUGGGGAUGAGAUGGCACAAGAUUUCAACUAUGAAACUAAAGAUAAGGAUUCAAAUUGUCUUAAUUUAAGGCCCAAGGAAACCUUAACCCCAAAUUUAUCUCAGAACAAUCAACCGCAGGGUAUUUGUGCAAGAUUCCAGGAUAUUGAAAUUGGUAUUGAAAGUGAUCAGAAUACUGAGGUAAGAAGGGCUCAAGACGAGGAAACACAUAUGUAUGACAGUGCAACCCAUGGCAGUACUAGUAAAAACUCAUCAGGGUCAGGUCAUAGUGUGAAUGCCUACAUGCAGGCAGGAGUCAACUGUUCAGACACCUCCAGUGGGGAAAAUACUGCUUCAUCAAGGUCAGGGGAUCGGGGAAGUUUAGGGAUAAGUGGUCAACCUUGGAUUGAAGAGGGUAAAAGGCUGGUUACAGUGGAGGAUGAAAGAAAAGCAACAUUUGAACUGCCAAAAACAACAGACAUUUCAAAAGACAUCUUUGAGAUUACCCACACAUAAAAGAGCUCAAUAGAACUUAUAUAACAUCAUUUCAAUUUCAUCAAAAGUUUCAAUAACUCAUUUACAGGAUCUCUUGAUGUAUUUAACAUCAUUUAUCCAUUUCAUAUUUACCGGUACUAUGAAAUUAUUAUUAUUGUUAUAUUGCUGGGACAUGACUUUUUUGCCAUGAUAAUGGUUCAACAUUAUGCCAUCUUUUACAUGCACCAUGUUUUAUGCUGUGUUUUAUUUUUGGAUUUUUUUUACCUCACCUGAGCACAAAGUACUCAGUAUGAGCUACUGUGAUAGGGUGAUUGUCCGUCUUCCAUCUGUUAUCAACAUUUUCCUGCAAACAACUUCUCCUCCUAAACCACUAGGACAAUAACUAAACUUUGCAGAAAUGUUCCUUGGGUGAUCCUCUUCAAGAUUUCUUUAAUAAAAGUUGUUCCAUGCAGAACUUUGGAAAAACCUCCUCAGAAACCGCAGACCUGAUUUCAACAUUAUUUCACAGAAAUGCACCUUAGGUAACCCUGUAUCAAAUUUCUUCGCCAUGUUGAUACGUAAAUAAAAGAUGGCUGCCAGUGGUCAGGGCUACUUUUUACUAUGUGUCUUUAUGGAAAAAUUUGAAAAUCUUCUCCUCAGAAUCUGCUGGCGUGAUUUUAAAAUAAUUACACAGAAACUUUCGUUAGGUGACCCUCUAGAAAAUUCCAUCACCCCAUGUUGAUUCGUAAAAAAGAAGGGCCACCAGGGGACAUGAAUAUUUAACCCUAUAUGUUGAUUCAUAAAAAACAUACUUGCCAGGGGUGGGGCUAAGUACCACUACAUGGCUAUAUGGAAGACUUUGAAAAACUCUUCAGAAACUUUUGCCUGAUUUAAAAAAAAAAUCACAGUAGUCCAAUCAGGUGAGCAAUAUAGGGCCAUGUUGGACCUUUUGUUUUGUUUCGUAUGUACCAUUCUUGUUGCCUUAUGUGAUGUUUACUGCAAUGUUAUAGGUCGCUUUAAUGAUUACCUGGUUUUAUACCUAGUUUUAUGUACGGUAACAAGACUGUUUUUAUACGUUUUGGAUUGUAAAUAAUUAAAUCUUGCCUCUCACGAAGGAGUAUGAAGUUGUCAAUGAUGUCUCCUAUCAUUUGUUUGAUAGUAAUUUUACUUGUACGUGCUGUUAGAUAUUGAUAAGUAAUCAAAGUUAGUUAGAUUUUUAUCAUUUACUUGUUGCAGGCAACAGUUUUGAAAGUUUCUGUUCUAUUUUGUAUUUGUUCAAGCAACAUAUAUUGAAUUUUACAUACCUGAUCAGUAAUAUUCUAUGGGAUCUGCCAUUAUGGGCGCCUGGGUUGGUGGUGUCCAAGUUAUUACAUAUAUUGGCAUUCUAACUUGGGCAUUUUUAAUCUAUUUUUUCAAAAUUGGACACUGGUAAUUGGUAUAUCUCAGACAAAUUAGAAAGUCUUCCAGAUUGCUAUUGUUCAUCCGGAGUUUUGGCCCAUUAUUUGCCACAGUUAGUUCCGCAGCCACAGAAAGUAAUGGCGGGGGGGAGGGAAGGGUGCGUGAUGUCUGUGGCACCCUUGUUGUACCUCACUAUAUCAUUAUGUUCACAUUUAUCAUGUAAGUGCUUUAAAGUAAAUAUCUAUUCAAAUUAAGAUUUCAUGAUCAUUGGAGAGUCAUUGUUAUUCCAAAUUUGUUUGAUUCUGGCUUAUAAAAUUGAUUGGUGAAUCAACCCAAUUGUCUACUGCAAGAGAGAAAUACAUGUAUGAAUGGUAAUCUACCUUAUUGUGUUGCUACCUUGAAAAACUGCGUAAAGUUGUUUCAACAAUCAUACUGGAAUAACAGCUGUAAAGUUUAAAACAUAAUUUCAGUGAUGCCAUGACUGUUUGCAAUAUUAGGUCUAGUAGUGUUCAAUCUUUCAAUAUUUAUGUAUUGUAUUAUUAUUCGAUUUCGCCAUUUUAGUGUAAUAACUUCUAACGUGAAGUCAUAGGUGGAUAAUGUUGAAAAUGUGUGCAUUAUUAAAUAGCAAUGUUUUAUAUUUUUUGUGCUCUAAUUUAUCAGAUUCGUGUUAAUUCAAUAUGAAACUUACUGAACUUGUUUAUAUAAACUUAAAAAACAAUUUGGAAAAUGAAUUUUAGAAAACCUGUUCAAUACAUUCCAUUUUAAAGAACAUUAUUUCAGUCAUCGAAAUUAGACUUUUGGAUGAACAAGCCCCAAUUCUUACACAGUUGCUUGUUAUGAAGGUUUUUAACAAGCCCUGCUACGGAAGACAUUUUACCGGUGCAGGGCUUGCGGGUUUGUGUUAAGUUCGACCACUGCCAUUUAUAUGUAUUCAUAUAAUCAUACAUUUGUAUAUACCACACUGUAACUCCAAACAAUCAGCUGCAAGUAUUUGUUUUACAAACCAUGCUACAUUGGUGCUAACCUGAAUGGUGUAUUAUACUAACUUCUAUGCAGAUAAAUGAUAACAUGUGUCAUUGUUUCAUCCCAUUACUAUUACAUUACUAGGUUUGUUAAGUUUAUUAUGUACAAUGUAGAAGCUAAGUUCUAUGUGACCAAAAAGUGCUAAACAUGUAAACAUGUUGAAUUUACUGUUAACAUUAAUAGGUUAUAAUAUUGAUUCUAAUACAUGUGUUCAUUUUUAUUUCUAUUUAUUUUCCAAUAUCAAUUAAAAUGUUGUAUUAUUUUUUUCACUAAUCCGUAUAAUUUUAAAACUGUGAAAAUUACAUUUUUUGUUGUAAUUUUGUAUUGAGGAAUCCUGGGACCUUCACUGUUAUCAAUGAGCAUUUGACAAUGAAUCCCGGGACCUGCAUUGUUAUCAAUGAGCAUUUGACAUUGAAUCCCGGGACCUGCAUUGUUAUCAAUGAGCAUUUGACAUUGAAUCCCGGGACCUUCACUGUUAUCAAUGAGCAUUUGACAUUGAAUCCCGGAACCUAUGCUGUUAUCAAUGAGCAUUUGACAUUGAAUCCCGGGACCUGCAUUGUUAUCAAUGAGCAUUUGACAUUGAAUCCCGGAACCUAUGCUGUUAUCAAUGAGCAUUUGACAUUGAAUCCCGGGACCUGCAUUGUUAUCAAUGAGCUUUUGACAUUGAAUCCCGGGACCUAUGCUGUUAUCAAUGAGCAUUUGACAUUAAAUCCCAGGACCUGCAUUGUUAUCAACCAGCAUUUGACAUUGAAUCCCGGGACCUGCAUUGUUAUCAAUGAGCAUUUGACAUUGAAUCCCAGGACCUGCAUUGUUAACAAUGAGCAAUUGACAUUGAAUCCCGGGACCUGCAUUGUUAUCAACCAGCAUUUGACAUUGAAUCCCGGGACCUGCAUUGUUAUCAAUGAGCAUUUGACAUUGAAUCCCGGGACCUAUGCUGUUAUUGACCAGCAUUUGACAUUGAGUCCUGAUACCUACGCUGUUAUCAACCAGCAUUUGACAUUGAGUCCUGAUACCUACACUGUUAUCAACCAGCAUUUGACAUUGAGUCCCGAUACCUACACUGUUAUCAACCAGCAUUUGACAUUGAGUCCUGGUACCUACGCUGUUAUCAACCAGCAUUUGACAUUGAGUCCUGGUACCUAUGCUGUUAUCAACCAGCAUUUGACAUUGAGUCCCGGUACCUACGCUGUUAUUGACCAGCAUUUGACAUUGAGUCCUGGAACCUACGCUGUUAUCAACCAGCAUUUGACAUUGAGUCCUGGUACCUAUGCUGUUAUCAACCAGCAUUUGACAUUGAGUCCCGGUACCUACGCUGUUAUCGACCAGCAUUUGACAUUGAGUCCCGGUACCUACGCUGUUAUCGACCAGCAUUUGACAUUGAGUCCUGGUACCUACGCUGUUAUCAACCAGCAUUUGACAUUGAGUCCUGGUACCUACGCUGUUAUCAACCAGCAUUUGACAAUAAAUGGUGUCUUAUAUCAGCAUAGGGUAAACUUAAUGCUUAAGUUGGUCAUUCAAAUAGAAUGUCAAAGUAAUUACAAACAUUUUUAUUUUAUUUCUUAUUUUCUCUAGGAAAAAUGUAUGACUGAUAAAAUGGAAAUAAGAGCUCAUUGAUAAUAUAAAUGGUACUAAUUCGUUCUUAAUUACAGUCAAAACUCACUAUGUUGAAAUUGUUGGGACCUCGGAUAAUAUUCGAGAUAACGAAUAUUCUACGGAAAUAAAAUACAUGUCUGAUUUAACAUAACACUUUGAAAAAAUUUGACAUAACCAGAACAUCGAAAUCACAAGAGUUCAACAUAACGAGUUUCGACUGUACUAGUAUAACAUCCAAAUCUUCUACUAUUCUCAACACGUAUUGUUAUGAUUUUAAUUCCUGCCUGUAGGAUUUACAUGGCAGUUUUGGUACAAUUGUUUAUGUGUGAUGAGAGCAUAAUUAUUAAAACUGAUGUAAUAAACUAAAAUAGUG